Malaya genurostris is the source of this 6401-nucleotide messenger RNA. RefSeq lists its product as uncharacterized. The transcript is spliced from 10 exons. Lineage: Eukaryota; Metazoa; Arthropoda; Insecta; Diptera; Culicidae. The coding region runs from base 211 to 6357 and encodes 2048 amino acids. Gene Ontology annotation, biological process: signal transduction. The record is from RefSeq and is a predicted model, not a curated record.
AUUUCAUACCAUUAUAUUUCUUUACAACAACCCUUCGGUUUACUUAUGAAGAUUCUCUUUUAUCAGUAGUUUCUAUUGUUCCACAUUGAAAGUGCAAAUGAGUUGUGAUCAAUAGAGCUAGGUAUAAGUUAUUUACUAAACUGAUGCUUACACUCCUGGAUUUAUUACAAUAUUAAUUAAGGCGUGGAAAUUAUCAGUCAUUCGCGAAACAUGCUGGUUUUGUUACAUUUUGUGUUAGUGAUAGCAUUGUUAUCGUUGGUUAAAAACAACCUAUUUUAUGCGGUUCAUGCAAACCAAUUUGAUGAUCAAGGUUUGAGACGUUACGAGUCGGAAGCCGAACUCGCUGAGUUAAAGGAAUUAUUCUAUAAAAAUAUAAUGGUGGACAUUCGCAUUGAGUCAGAAGGUCAAAACCUUACCCCUGACAUGAAACACAGACUAGAUGAAAGAAUCGAUGGAUUCUUGCGCGUUGCCAGUGGCACUGAUCGAAUUGGUAAACAGAGUAAUCAUUUGAGAAAUGUUAAACACAAGGAAUUUCGGCGAAAGCCUCGGAGUGCUACCGAUAAAUCCAUGAACGAUGAUAUUGGAAGAGAACGCUUGUAUCUUAAAGGAUUCCGCGAACGCGGUUAUAUUCCAGUAAAUUUUCCUAUUGACAUAUGCAUGCUGAAAGUGGGAAAAUCGGUAUUUGCCGCCUCAAUAAACAUACGCAAAACUCUGGAAGGUUAUGCAAAUCACAGCAUUGUAUCAUUUUACUCCUGGGAUAGAGAUACCAAGAUUUUCCAUAAGUACAUGGAAUAUACUGCCAUUUUGGCAAGAAAAUUCGACUGCAUAUCACACGCUUCGCUUGGGUUUGUAGCAGUUGUGAAUUACCACAAUAACACAAGAGAGAAAAAAUUGCCACUAACUAACCAAACAAUAGAUGAAGGUUCGCCAGUUUUUCAAAUUAUGGAGAAUAGCACAACGGAGAUCGUACAGAAGUUCAGUCAAUCCAAUCAGAAUACCGUCCAUAUGUGGAUCCAUGGAAAUCAUGUUUACUUGACACAUACAUACACCAACCUGGACGAAAGCGUUGCUAAUGUGUGUCCAAUUUAUCGCUGGUCUGGGUACCAUUUUGAUGCUAUCGAUGAGCUACCGUGUUAUAAUGCCAUCCAUAUCGAACCGUUCACGAUCGAGCAGACAAUGUUCCUUGCGUUGGCCAACCAGAUGAAUGAUGAAGCAGUGGACGAGGAUACCUUUUCGGACCUGUUUAAAUUCGAUUACGAGAAGCAGAAGUUUGAUUUUCAUCAGAAAAUUUACAUAUACUCAGUAUCGCACAUGGCCUACAUUUUUCUGGAUCAUGGCGAUAUGAGAGAACACUUUCUAAUUACAGGGAAUUCCCGUGCUGGAAAGAAGAACAAGGCGGGGAAGUUGGACUACGAUCAACAUUCGAUCAUGUAUAAAUACAUCGAUGGGUACUUUGUACCGUUUCAAAAGUUCGAAUUGUACAGAGUGAAACGUUUUUUGCCCGUUAUGCGCGAGAACGGAGAGUUUUUGCUUUUGAUCCUCUGUCGUGGCCGUCCAAUGUUGAUUUAUGAGUAUGAUGGGUGGAAAUUCACGCCGUCACGAAUUGACUACACCCGGGAAGCAUUCGCUGUCGGAAUAUCUCAAAUGCGUGUCUACCGGCACAUUAUUAAUGCAAGCUUAAUUGUGAUUGCAAAUCGCAAUCUGCAUGGCUCGGAUGCCAACAUUUUUUCACCUAUUUACGGUAUUGAAAAUGAUCUUAAGAGCGUCUACGAAGAGUUCAUCAAUUGGUGUGAGCGUACUACAAAAGAGCUUGAUUCGGUGGACUUGGAGGAUGUAUACAAUCGCUUUUUGAGAUUACCGGAGUACAAAGACGAUGCACAUAAAAUAAAAAAUAUUCGGGUUAAAGGAACUUCCAUUGAAACGUUACGUACAUCAUCCGUGCAUAUAGGUCAAACUGUACUGGAUCAGCGGACAAUUGAUUACGUAAAUAAAGCUCAUCAAAGACUGGAAAAAAUUAGCGAAAGGGUUGCUAAGUUGGAGCGUAUCGUUGACGAUAGUUUGAUGCAAAACGAAACACUAAAAAUUAGUGGCAAUGUAAAGGUUCCGCAGAUUUUCGCAUCCGAAGCUGUGGUAAAGGACUUGAAGGCAAAGAACGUUAACGACGCAGUAUAUCAACGAAGUACGAAGGAUCAAAAAAAAGUUGAGGCUAUCAAUGCCGAUCGACUAAUAGUGGAUGGAGAUUUGGAUGUUGAGUAUUUGAAUGGACACCCAAGCGAAGCUUUGCUACACACAACGGAUUUUCAGUUCUUAAAAAAUGUUGAUUUAUAUGGAACUGUAGCUGAUUUCAAUGGAGAGCUUUUUGUAAAUAAUUUAAUUGACGGUAUUCGUUUCACCACCGACAAUGUUGUGAUAAAUGGUAUGAAUCAAGUAUUUGCUAAUAAAACGAUACGAGUCAACGAACUAAAGGUAAACAAUUUGAUCACUAAAACAUUAAACUCGACUAAGAUCGAGCCUCUCAUGUCGUAUAUUGAUCAAGCUACGAAAAAGAUAAUCGAUUCAUGUGACCAGGGUGAUGGUGAUUUCAGAGAAAUUCGAGUUAACAACUUAGAACUGACAGGACUUUUCAACGGCAUUGACCUGAAUAACAUAAGCAAACACACAUUUAAGAUCAAGGGUGAUCAAGUGAUAACAACAAAACUGAGUUUUGAUAACAUUGUCGCAUCUAAUAUUGAAGUACCAAGCAAGCGACUCUCAGGGGUAGAUUUGAAUUCACUGGUACGAAUCAAUCCUACAGCUGAUCAGCCCGAUUUUACGGUAAGACAGGAUGUUCAUUUCAUGGAUCCGGUAUAUAUUGAGCGACUGGAAGUAGAGGAACGAAUAAAUCAUAUUUCAGUGAUCGAUGGCCAUUUACAAGUGCUGAAAGUAAAUUCCAGUGAGCCUCAAAUAAUUACGGGUACCAAAUCAUUCGAUAAUGUAGUUCUAUUAGAUCCUAUUGACCUACGUGGCAAAAUCACUAGUAGUAGUUUGAGGAAACUCAGUACGGUAACAACGUUAACGAAUGAUAUUCAUCUGGAAGGGGACUUUGAAAUAAGUGGUGAUGUAACGGUUGAGGUUUUGAAUGCUAGCAACAUCUACGGAUCUAGUCGAACCUACAACUUCGUUGAUCUCUACUCUCAUGGUGUUCCUCUGAAUGCAGCUUCCUCAAAUCAAAAUUUUACAUUCAAGCAACCAUUGAUAGCCAAUAAAGUGUUCGCUACUUCACUGAAUGGGGUGGAUCCUAGUGAUUUUAUUUAUAUUAAAGCGAACAAAACGCAGGUAAUCACUGGUAGAAAAAUAUUUACCGGAAAUGUUACUCUACGAGAAGGACGCGCUGAAGCGGCGGUAAUUAACAACGUGGAUCUUAAAUACUUGAAUGAAACCAUACUGAAACGGACCGGGGAUCAAGUUAUCAAAGGAUCAAUUCACUUUAAGAAACUAAUUGUUUCUAGGGUAGGCUCCAAUAAUUCCCUUUUUGAGGGUAAACAAUUGGACAGCCUAGUAACAAACAGUAACAAAGAUUCAAAAUCCAAAUUACGUUGUAAAAAAUGUAAGCUAAGAAUUGAGAAUGAUCUAAAUGUGAGAAAUUUGUUCACCACAGAGGGAUCAACUGUCUACGGUUAUGAUCUGGAACAAAUGUUUGCUGACACCUUGCAGAAGAAUAGUAACGAGAGUGAGCAAAUUGUCAUCACGGGACAUAAACGUUUUCACAAUGUGACUGUUGGUGAACUAAUUCUUGUCGAGCAAGCCACUCUGAACGAAAUGAACCUGAAGGAUUUGCACGAAAUGUACGAUGUCCUUCAAAAAGACAUUGUCAUAGAGGAAGAACUGAUUUUGAAUGGUGAAGUACACGUGAAGAAUUUAUUUGUUAAUGGUUCAAUUAACGGUGUCUCCAAGGAAGAUUUUGGAAGUGUUUGGUUAUUGAAAGAGUACGACCAGACGUUCACGGCUCCGCAAACUUUUGAAAAUAUCAUCGCGAAUACAACGUUUAUUGAAGGAAAAUUCAACGGAAUCAAACUGGAAGAAUUGAUACAAAAUUUAUAUUUCCUAAAUAAAGACGAACACAUAAAAAGUGCUAUUUUUCACGAAGGCUUUGUUUCGUCUCAGCCAGUUAUGGUACAUGGCUUAGUAUCUGGCCUGGAUCUGGAGAAAGACAUACUACUGAAUUACUCUACUGAGCCACAACAAUUAGAAGAACUACGUAUAGACGGGAAUCUACUAGUAACUGGACAGAUUAAGAUAGGCAGUACUCUAAAUGGAAUGAACUACGUAAAACUGCAGGAGUUCACCAGUAGCAGCGGACUCGAUCAACCCAUAAAUAUUGAAGUGCAAGGAAACGUGCAUUUUCAAGGACAAACAGAUAUUACUGAGUUGAAUGGAUACAAUUUAAAACAGCUGCAUCGUGAUGCUUGGCUGUCUAAUCGUAACAACGAAAAUAUAACCGGACGCUUCAGAUUUGAGCAAGUGCGCUUUGAAGAAAAUGUGUACGUUAAGGGACCCAUUAAUGGAUUAUAUUUAGAUGAAAUCUCGGAAUCCUAUUUGAGUUUGACGAAGCCUAGGAAUAUAACAACUCCGUUGAUUUUCAAGGGUUCAGUCGAGUUUAGAGACCACACAACUAUCGGUAAUAUUGCACUUGGUGGACUCCUCAAAGGAUCGCCAGAAUCAAAAGGAUUCGAUAUCGUCUACUUCGAUAAAUACGUUCUGCGUAAAGAUGUCGAACAAACCAUCACAGGUCGAUGGACCUUCCACGAAGUGGAAAUUCAAGGUGAUCUUAAUCUUACUACCAUCAAUGGUAUAAACCUAGAAAAGGACCUUUUACUUAGCAAUGCUCAAAACGUAACGUUCACUGGUAAUAAGCGGUUUAAAAAUGUUCAUAUCGAUAAUUUAGAGUGUCCCACUCCAUGUAUAAUACAAGGAGUAGAUGUCACUGAAUGGUUUGCGAACGCUGUUCGACUUGAUCAAAAUUUUACCACAGCGGGAGUGACUAAUGUAGAGGAUGCUACCAUUCUAGGAGAUGUAGAAGUUCUGGGAGCGGUGAACAAUUAUGCAUAUGACAAGGACAAAAUGAUUAUUAAACCAGUGACCAGUGAUAACAAAACGUUCGGUGUUAACAUAAAUAAACUCCCCCAAGAGUUGGAUUCUGUAGAUCAGUUGAAAAACAUCGAAUCGAAAUUACGUCGCUUGUAUAUGAUCGAGCAAUCAAUGGUGGAAUCUCUGAAUACUAAGAUGACAUAUCUGAGCCAUUAUGAAUCAGUGAAGGGACUGAAUGGGGGAUUCCAAGCAUUGUAUACGAUUAUGCUGUCUAUGUCACCAAAGCCUCUACAGCUUCUGAUCGCUCAUGUGAACGACGGUGUUCGGACAGCUGUUGAGUUUUAUCGUUGGAGUAGGAAAGAAAGCCAGUUCUUAAUCGCUAGAGGUUUCCCCCCAAUUUCAUCACCGACUCUACUGGUUACAAAUUGCAAACGGAUCAACGUUGGACAUGUACAGUAUCUCUUCGUGGAGUUCUACUCUUACAGAAAACAAUACUAUCGCCAGUCGAUCUUAGAUUUAGAACGAUCAGAUCACGUUGCUCCGAAAAAAAUAUCAAAGUUUGUCACUCUUUACGAGUUCAACAGUACAAUCCCUCGAAAGGCGUUCUCGUUGAAGAUACUAGAUCUGAACUGCAUUGGACUUUUCUCUCCACACGCCAACGGAGUAGAGAUUUAUUGUCUUCACUUGGACAACCUUGUAUACUACAUGCAGUUUUAUCAAUCCCUGAAUGUUGCGCCUGUCGAUCAGGCUCUAUAUUUAGAUGGUCGACUUAUUGUUCUAAGGCGCGAUCACCUCUUGCAGAUCUGGCGUCCUAAACCUAAUCGUAAAUUAGUUCUCUCUCAAUCGAUCAAUUUUUCUCGACCAGCUUUCAUCACAGCAGCUAAAUUUGAAAAUCAGUUGUUUAUUGCUGUGAAACUGGGGAACAUAUUAGUGGAAAAUGAUCAGCAGGGAUCGAUUGAAAUUUGGCACGACUCGAGACCCCAUCAUAGAAAUAGUACCUUCACACACUACCAGACCAUUCUGAGGAAACAACCGAAACAAAUCAAGUUUUCGGUUAUACCCUCGACUGAUGAUCUCAUGUUAUACACGUUGAGUGACGAUUCGUCGCAUCCUUUGGUGAUCUACCGGUACGAGGGAGUAGCUGGCUUCCGAGAGUUUCUGACGUGUAACACACUUCGUACUAGUGGUAAACAGCUGAGCGUCCUGAAGCUGGACUACAAUCAACGUGAGCUGCUAGCACUGAUUGGUGAACGGGGAACGGACCUGAUAGAGGCAAUUAUAAAGGUAUAAUAUUGUUGAAUUAUGUUUAAAUUUGAUAGUUAGUAGAGACUUUG